AUGUGGCCCGUCUUCCUCCUGCUUCUGUGGCUGGGCCCUGUGAUUCCAAAACAAAAGACAGGCAGUUGCUCCCAGCCCCAGCCUCUCUGCUGCCCGGGAACAGAUCACCACUGCCAGAGAGGAAGCUGCUAUUGCGAUGAGUUCUGCCGUGUGCUCUCAGACUGCUGUCCAGACCACAGGGCCCUCUGCAACCCGGAUGACCUGCAUGCAGGCUCACUUCCACCCGUGGCACAGCAGGCUGCUGUCGCCGACAGAGCCGGCCACACUCGCAAGGUGGUGCUGCAGAUGGUGCUGAGGAUGCGGAGCACAAACGACUCAGCCAAUAGCAAUCAAGAUUGGGUGCAAAGCAUGGUUCUGCAGCUCCUCCGCACCAGCCUCCCCAGAAGGCCACUCUCAGUCACUGUGAAGGGGAUCUGGAAGGGGCCCUGA
Microtus oregoni (creeping vole) is the source of this 429-nucleotide messenger RNA. RefSeq names its product tubulointerstitial nephritis antigen-like. The transcript is spliced from 4 exons. The coding region runs from base 1 to 429 and encodes 142 amino acids. The record is from RefSeq and is a predicted model, not a curated record. NCBI's taxonomy places the organism in Eukaryota, Metazoa, Chordata, Mammalia, Rodentia, Cricetidae.